CAAUACAUCGCAGCCGUGAAGGCAACUAGUGGAUAACUAUGAGAGUUAACAAGGCACGAAACUACACGUUGCUCCUCCUUCAUUACUUGCUGACCCAAACGGAAGCGCAAAUCCAAGCCUUUUCUUGGAAAAAGACAGGUCCAGGGAAGCGCAUCACCACAACCGGUGCAGUCCUGCUCACAUUCCAUCAUUACCCGGUUGUGCUCUGUUCCGUGAGAUGCUCCGAGGUUCCCGAAUGCCUCUCCUUUAAUUAUGGAGGUCCCUCUUAUACGUGUGAACUGCUCAACACAACGCCCAUUACGUCAGGACUUUCAUCUGCGUCAGAACAGAGUGGCUGGGACAUUUUUACUUACGCUAUGCCAAAAAAGUGUCCCCAAGGUGGUGUUCCGGUAAUUUAUGACAUUCCCCGAAACCAACUAGGACCAACUGUCGAGGGAUACACCUGUAGCGCAAAUGCCUGGAUUCUGCAACAGCUUCAGAUGGGAAAGACAGGCUGUCGUAUGGUUUUGUAUGAGGGGAAGGACGCCGGGCAGAACGAUGCUCCUAACUACAUGGCAGUCUCCAAUCCUUACCAUGAAGCUUUCCGAAACUGCUUCAGCAAUGGUUGCGCGGCUGUAGUCUGCAAUGGACCCAUGAAUUUAUGCUGGCUGAAAAUAAAAACAGUAGAUGAAACGGGACAAAUUUUGGUGAGCAACAGCGACAGAAAUUACUGGAAAACUGUAUGUCAGUAAAAGCCACAGCAGACUUCCCGAGUUGAGGAGGCAGUUAACUUGCAAUACCAUUCUGUUGCUUUGCAGAUAUAAUUUCUUCGAAGUGAGGCGCAAUUUGAUAAUCAUAUACACGUAAAUCAAUACUUAGAAAUAAUUACCUAGUAUAUUUGAACACUUUAAAAGUCCAGUAAUAUAACGUUGAUGACUAACUUAUUCGAAGAUGAUUUUUGAUACUUUCUCUGUGCAGAAAUAUGAAUUAAUCUUGUGCACUGCGAUAUUUAUGAAAGUGAAACGUGCACAGGACACCCAGCCAGCACUACAACUUCAAACCAUUUCGAAGUACUAAUAAUGGCCUGUGGAACAUCACUCCUUUUACUUGCCGCUUUUCACUCUUCACCUGUUCGGUGUAAAGAUAUAUUAUAAGUAUAUAAUUAUAUUUCUGACAAUAUUUAACUGAGACAUUUGCUAGUGUCAGGUUUUGUGUUAUAAAUUUUGAUUCCGAAAAUCCAUAAAUAGUUGUAAUAUGAGCAGCCAUAAGUCAUAUAGUAGGUGCGAGUAUCAAAAGUGGUUAUGGUUUUUAACCAUUUUGUAUCCUUUCUUCCUUUCUUCCUUUACCUUCUUUACUUCCAUUUUCAUCUCUCUGGAGGAGACCUGCAGAUGAGAAUACAGAACCUGCAGUUACCAAUAACUGUCACUGACAUCAUCGUUUGAGGGAAAACUCUUUUCCAUGAAAACUGAAUUUAACAGCAUUUGCUAUAAUGGACAGCAUCUCCCUUGCUUUUACUGGUUCAAAUUUAUUUUCUAUUGAAAUAGUUAUAUUUUAGUUCCAAUACUGACUUUCAGGUUUGACCCUUGAACUGAAUCAGAAAAAUAUUAAAGUUAUUUCCCCCCAAAAAAUCAAUGUUGACUGUGGCUUUGGUUUAUAAACUGCAAUUGUUGGUGUCACUACUUCCUUGAUAAACACUUAUAAAGACUUCAACUGGCCAAGUGAAUAUGAAAUUUUUCAUAAAUAAAAUUCUAAAUAAAUGCCACUUAAAUGCAUGAUAAUUGUAAAAGUAAAAGUCUGCUUCACAACACCUUUGAGUAGCCACAAUAUUCAACAAGACAUCGAUAGAUAUACUUUCUCAAUUCACUUAGAUUUAGCAAUUCAGCAAAUAAAUCCAUGCAAGUCAGAGCAUAAGUAUUUUACCAGAAAUUAUGUUAAAAAAAAAUCCAAAAAGAUCAACGCAAAUAUUAUUGUAAGAAGUUUGCAAACAAUGAACUAGAGAAGUAAUUAUAAAAUUAGAGCAAGCAUCCAAUUUUUAUUUAUUUAUGUCAGAAAACUGAGAAAGAACACACGACGAAAGAUGAAAUCCCCAUUAUAAUCUCUGGUGAGGUUACUUUUGGAGUUUGGUCUCUCUGCUGGACUGUCCGAUGACCACCUGUUUAGAGUCUGUUCGUUAGCAGAACCACAUACUCAUUCAGUCACUAUGGAAACCUUUACACUUAUUAACACUGGUGAAAAAUUAGUCCAAUACAAGGUACAGAAAAAUGAGCGAAUCAGCUUAAAUGACUCUGUAAAUGCUUUCUUCGGUUAUGUACUUGUGAUGAAUGUUUUUGGGGGAGAAGCUAGUCCAAAGUGACAGAUCAGAGGUCCAGGCCGGAGGUACUUAUUAGUCUCAUUUUCAUAUUGUUAAAUUAUAUUUGUAAUUUCCUAUUACUGAAGUGCACCCAGUUUGAUCUUAAUACUUCACUCAUAUUUCGUGGUUUCACAGCUUCUUAAAUGCCUGCUUGCUGGUGGUAACUUUCAUACUGAAAAAUAACAAAAGUGACGAAUGCACUAGCAGACAAGUCUACAUAGCUUGGCCCUUGAUGAUCAAAGGAUUAGAUAUUAGCUUUUAGACUGUUAAACUCUUUAUAGCCAGCUGAAUAAUUGGGGCAUCUUUUUUCAUAUCGAUUAUUGUAACUAUUCUAUAAAAGCUUAUCUUGAAUUUUACCUACAAAGAUCAAAGGUCAGGGUCACAGAACUGGUUAUACUCUAAAGGUCAUUUAUGAUUUCAUGAGCCAAUUACACUCUUCGCAAUGUGGACUUAUGAUAAUCAACAAAAUCUGAAAAGAGACAAAACUUUGUGGUAAAGCCCAACCUGAACAUUCAAUAUUUUAACAACUAACAGUAAUUCUGUAUUACUUCUGCCCUAACUAAACUAAUCAGUACUAAUUAUCACAGAUUAUUCAAUUCUGAAGUCUAGAAAGAUAGC
Macrobrachium nipponense is the source of this 2947-nucleotide messenger RNA. RefSeq lists its product as uncharacterized. The coding region runs from base 39 to 731 and encodes 230 amino acids. NCBI's taxonomy places the organism in Eukaryota, Metazoa, Arthropoda, Malacostraca, Decapoda, Palaemonidae. The record is from RefSeq and is a predicted model, not a curated record. The transcript is spliced from 6 exons.